GGGCGGCGGGCAGCGGCCCUCGAGGAAGACGGAUGGGGUGAGAGACAGCGCGAGGUCCAGCUGUCAGCGCGGCCUCAGCCCCGCCGCGGAGGGAGCCCCUCCUCCCCGCGGCUGUGCGCUCCUUGCCCGCGGGGAACCAUGGCGUCCAGCGAGGAGGACGGAAGCGGCAACGGCUCUGUGGAGGAGAAGGAGAACGGCAAGAAGAGGAGCCUGGGCGCCCUGGCCACGGCCUGGCUCAUCUUCUACAACAUCGCCAUGACCGCGGGGUGGUUGGUACUGGGUAUUGCCAUGGCACGAUUUUAUAUCCAGAGAGGAACACACAGAGGUUUAUUCAGAAGCGUGCAAAAGAUACUUAAAUUUUUCCAGACAUUUGCUUUGCUUGAGGUAGUCCACUGUGCAGUUGGAAUAGUUCACACAUCUGUGCUUGUGACUGGGGUCCAAGUGAGUUCAAGAAUCUUCAUGGUGUGGUUCAUUGCGCAUAGUAUAAAACAGAUCCAGAAUGAGGAGAGCGUUAUUCUUUUUCUGGUCGUAUGGACUGUGACAGAGAUUACUCGAUAUUCCUUCUACACAUUCAACCUGCUCAACCAUUUGCCAUACUUCAUUAAAUGGGCCAGAUACAACUUUUUUAUCAUUUUGUAUCCUGCUGGAGUUGCAGGUGAACUGCUGACUAUAUAUGCUGCUUUACCUUACGUCAAGAAAACAGGGAUGUAUUCAUUGAGACUUCCCAACAAAUACAAUGUCUCCUUUGACUACUAUUACUUCCUUAUUAUUGUCAUGUUCUCCUAUAUACCAUUAUUUCCACAACUCUACUUACACAUGCUGCGGCAGAGAAGAAAGGUGCUUCAUGGAGAAGUGAUUGUAGAAAAGGACGAUUGAAUCGAGCCAUGUAAUUAUGGUGCUUUUAUUGGAAAAACAAGGGUAAAAAAACCAAACUUCCUGUGAUUUUUCUGAGUCCAAGUUUUGAAACAUGGAACAAGAAUAAACAACUGUGUAUAAAAUAACACGGACUGUAUUAUUUAUACCAUUAAUAUAUCACCAGAUUACCUUUUCAUUUCUGGUUUCACUUUGAUUUUUAAUUGUUUAUUUCUUCAAACAUAUUGUUUUCUUAUUUUCAAUAGGCUGACAAAUAGCUUUAACAAAUUGAAUAGUUGGCUAAUGUGCUUUCUAAUGUGAAAGGCUUGUUAUGACCUGUAGUCCUCAUCAAGAACAGAAGGAGAGUUGAUGAGCUGUAUUGAAAGUGUGUCUUCUGGAAAACAGAGCAUAAAUUAGGUAAUGAUGUGUUUCAUAGACUAGGGGGCUUAAAUGUUAUUUAAGUUGUACUUUAAAUUAUACCUUUACAAUUAUAAGUACUGUUAGUGUGUUGUUCAACAUCCUUUGAAUUACAAGAUCACACUGUAGAAUUCCAGAAGGAUUUUUGAAAGGAGCUGAAUCCUUGACUGUCAGUGCAAGUUUGGAUCUCUCUGUAUUUUCAUUUCUAAUUGAAAAGAAAUGUCAAAUUAUAGAUACAAUAUUAUCUGGUUGAAAGUUUAUGCUGAGGAGUGACCAUGACCAGUCUUUCCGUGCUCAUUGGCUGGAACAGGAAUCAUAUGCAGAGGAAGACUGAUUGUCAGCAUGCUUCGUAUUCUACUUUUAAUAAUGUAUGCAGAAAAAUGAUGGUAUGGCAUUUAGAAACUGCAGCUAUAGUAAGAUAUUUUUACUUCCCAUAAUUAGCUAAGAGGCAUAAAACAUAUUUGAAAUAGUACCUUAAAAUAUAAAUUGUGCUUUGAAUCAUCUGAUUGUGCAAUUUUAAUUGCUUUUUCCCCAUUAAUUGUUUAUAAUGGAAUUAUGUAAUGCUAAUUAACAUCCUAGGUAAUAUGCAGGAGGGAUCAACAGCAUAUUAAUAAACGUUACAGAUGACACUGUAUGAUACCUGAGUGAGAGAAGUCCAACAUGUGGAUUAAAUAUAGACAGGAGUUGGACACUACAUAAGAGAACCAAAGCAAAUGUGUUUGGGGAAGCUUGGAUACUUAAUGAGAGAGAGAGAAGAUUGAAAAGUAAUUAUGUAAUAAGAAGACUUAAUAGAACAGACAACAAUAUUGCUUCCAGAUUCAGUGAUGUCAAAAGAAGAGUGUGUUACAUGCAAAAAGAUCUGUCAGGCAGCUGGAAAUCAGAAUGCUCCUGUGACUGCUGAGGUCAUUUCUAGAGUACUGCUCUAUAUUUUGGGUAGCUUGGGAGUGAGGAGUAGAGUCAAUCUUCAAAAAAAAAAGAUCAGAGAAUAGUAAAAAAAUUAGUUGAAAUAUGAAGGAAGUCAGAAAUGUUGAGUCAUUAAGCAUGUUUUACUUAGUGUUAUUUGACAAAUACAAGUAAAAGCAAGAGACUUUGUUAGUACGAAGGUGUAAGUAGAACUGAUUAUCCGGUGAAUAUCAGGAGAAAGAUCCUACCAGAGAAAUCAGUUAGGUUACAGGAUGUUGCAGUAAAGCUUAUCCAUGCAUACAGUGUCUUCGAAGAUUUUAAGUUAGAUGUAAUCCAGUACUGGAAAAUAAUGUUUCUUUGGAAGAAGUUUGGACUACAUACUUAAAUAGGCGCUUUCCAUUUUUAGCUUCAGUGGUUCUACAAUAGUACAACUUAUUUAGAAAACUGGAGAUACACAUUUUUUCCGAUGCAUCAGGUAAUUUGAUGAAAAAGGAAGGAUUUAUUAUAUCCCAAAGUCUCAAAUUCCAUUUUGUGCGUUAAAUUUUUCACACUUACAUGUCUUCUUUACAUGGAAAUUAGAUUUCUUUUCAAUGCUAGUGUGGACUUGAGAUGCAAUAAUUGUAUUCCUUAGAAUUUUAAAAGGCAUAAUCUUUAUACUUUUAGAACAAAGGUGCUAUAAGUUAACUUACUACUUCUCAGUUUUAUAUGCAACUAAGUAUUUAAAGUUUAAAAUAGAAACCACAUUUACAAUACUGAUGAGCAAAAUACUUGUGUUACACGUUCAGACUAGCAGUUGUAUUUGUCCUAAGUUCUUAGAAUACAGUUUUAUAAACUUUACUUGUGUUUUGAUCCCUGAGGAGCAAACAUUGUGGCAGUUUUUAGAAAUAUUUCUCAGUUAGCAAGCAGAAGAGUGUGAUGAAGUACGAGUAAAUGCAUUUAGAUUAGGUUAUGUGUCUCUUUUUACAACUGUCAGGGCAGCUCACCAAAGACCAUAGCUAUCAACUUCUUGAAAAUGCAUUGGAUACUUUCAGUAUGUGAUUUUGGAAUCUUUUAUUGGAUGAGAUACUCUUUCUGUAAUAACAGGGAUACCUGAGCUAUAUUACGUUUGUUUUCAUUGUGGCUUAAGGCUCUUCUCAUAUGGCAAUCUGGGAUCUAUUUUUAUAUCCUUUUGUAUAUGAAAAAAUACAGCACUGUUUGCUAAAAUUUUCUUCAUAAAGCAACAGCAUAAUGAUAGACCUUAAAAAAUAAUUUACAUCUACAGCAAGUCUUGCUAAAUGAUUCUUCAAUAAAGCUAAAAAUUCCUUUUGUUGCAUUCAGUGUUGCACAGACCAGAGAGAUUGUCAUGUAGAUUAGUUUACUUGUCAUGGACUUCAAAAUAAUAAUAAAAAAUCAUCUUCUUUUCAUCCUCUUCUCUUUUGAUUGAAGUCUGCAUUGAAGCCUCAGUGUAUACCUUUUGCUUAAUAUGUCCUCCAGCGUAGUGAGAAUUCCGAGUACAGUCCUCUUAACAUUGACUUACACGGGCCAGGAUGUUACCCUGUGUAGCUUACUUAAACUUCAGUGUAACACCAUGAAACGUUUAAUUAGCUUGUUCAAUGGACAUAAAAAUUUAAGUAUGAUUUCCAUAUGGUGCUCUCUUUCCAGCUUAUCUUUGCCACCUACUUUUUUUGUAUUCCUCUCUGCAAUAUUCCUAGUUUUCUAAAGCAUUGAAAUCCUCCUGUUUAUCAAAGAUUUGUGUGUAUUCGAGCUUCGGUGUCUAUAAUGUUUUGAUGUAUUCUUUAACAGAUUGUUUGUGUAAAGGUAUUUUCUUACUUGUGCUAUAUACACCUCCUGGAAUGGAUUAAUACAAAGUAUGUCCUUAAGGGUGGUUUUUUGUUUGUUUGUUUUUUUCAUGACAAUACGUAGGAAUAGGGCUUUGGAAGCAGAUUCAUAAUUAUCAAGUGGCAUUUCUUAUUAUUGGUGGUACUAUAAACACAUGAUCCUUUUUAUAAACUCCAGCUGAAAACUUGGAUAUCUUGAGGUUCCCCUCCACAUACGCUGGGAAAGGCUGUUCCAGGACAGAGUGAGUGAAUCAUCUCAUUUCACAGCUCCACCCUGCAUGUCUGGAAGCCAAAUCCUGACAUCAGGAUAUGACUGGUACAAAGGCGUAUAAUGUUGGGAAAUUGCAUCCUGCACAUUAGCUGCCAGGAGGAUCAUUGAGGCUGUUGUGAACAGUGGUUGAUAUGCGUCAUUUCUCUCACUUCUGUCUAUGCAGGAUUUAAGAAGAGAGGCAGCUAAACAUGCUGUCAUGCCUUCUGCAUAAGGAACUAAUGAGAUUAACUUAGAGGAUCUCUGUGCGCAAAGGGUGUGUUACAGAAAGGUUUUGUGCUUCACUCAGCUCUUUAUAUCUGCACCUAUAACCACGUAUUUUUUGAAUUAGUGGUCUUCCAGUACAGCUAUAUCACACUGCUGUCAACAACAUGGCUCAGAAUAAACAAUCUUGGAGAAAUUGUGCAGUAUGCUUCUUCUCAUACCACUCAUAACACUCAGCCAGGUUCAUGAUAACGGACAGAGUGCCUAGUUAACAAGGAAUUAAAUGGAGACCUUUUCUGUGAGCAGAAGGAACCUACCUUUUCAUAUCCAGAAAUAAAUAUAUGCAUUUUAAAUCGUCUGGCUACUGAUCUGACUGUGGUACUUUGCACUCUUCAUACCGGCUUACCUCAGUGGAUAUUUGGAUCUUUCAUUGAUUAUUAAAUAGAUUAGAAUGAAAAUAAAUUAGAACCAUUACGAUAAAUUGUGAUUUAAAGUAGCUGCUGUAUGAGCAGUUUUUGUAAAUCAAGCCUUUGCUUAAUCUGUCAUAGAGAAAAAAAGGAGGAAAAUUAAUUAAUACGAAUAUACAAAUAAGUAUUCUGCACAAGACAGGGGGGCUUCAUCAAUCAGAAUUUCUAUGCAGGCAAACUGUCUGCGGUUCCUCAUAAAUGGUUGGUUAAAUGUGUUUUUGAAUCAAAAGAUGGAAAGCUUUUCUGAAAAAUAGAUUUUAUUUCAAGAUGCAUGCUUUAAAAUGUGUUCGGAGAUAAUGUAUUACUUAUGAGCAGUUUACAAUUCACAGUGAACAUACAUUUUUACAGAUGAUUAACUGUAGCCCAUUACAAUGUUUUAAUCUAUGCUGCAAUGACUACUUUAGAAACAAACACCUUCCGUUUCUGCAAAGCUCUUGUGUUCCCUUGCUCAAGUUAACUUCAGUACUAUCUGUGCCUACUAAGCUUUGCAGGGCCAUUGAGCUGGCAGGUUAGCAUCUGCCAAGAACAGUUCCUUAAACUUGCUUUCACAAUAGCACACCUUAAUAGUGUAUGGUACUUUUGGUUCAGUGUCUGGAAUUGUAAGCCACUGGUGAAGGAGUUUGCACGCCUUCAGUAGGACAGAAAGUUUUACAGAUCUUAAUAAGUGAUUCGUCCUUAUUGCCCGAUGCAGGAGUGAAUUCUUAGUGAAUUCUUAGAGAAUCCAGUGAAUUCUUAGAUCGUAGUAGUGAAUAAGUCUAAAUAGUGAACAUAAGUCUGUAUCAAGAUAAACUGUAGAGAACUUGAAUGUUGGAUAACUCUAGCUGUCUUAUAGGAACUCAGUAUCAAGAUCAAGUCUGCAGCUGCUAAUGGUUUUAGAGUUCUAAAAUGUAAAUGCAUCCUACUUUCUCACGUCGUAUCAGCUGGAACGUUGUCUUUUUGUUCACAGUUCUCUUGCUGCUCUGUUCAGUCUUGAAUGUAUGUUAUGUCCUUUCAGUUGAUGGCUUUGUAAAAGUGUAAGUACAGAAAUAUUUAUCUAAAUGUAUCAUGUAUAGAAUUGUACUUAAAAGUGUAAAUGCACUGCAGCUGCUCAUUAUUGUUAUUUUUCCUGAAAUAUGUUAUCGUUAGCAGUUUACACAGACAGGAAAACACCCAAUAUGAUACUUUUAAUAACUUAUUUAUUUGCAAAGAUUAUUAUAAGAUUUGUUGAGCUAGAGAUUCAGAUAUUUGUUUUAGAGACUGUUAGUACUGUAGCCCUGUAGAAAUUCAUCAUCAAUUAAAAGAUGUUUUAAACUGUG
Molecule: messenger RNA, 6223 nt
Organism: Gallus gallus (chicken)
Lineage: Eukaryota; Metazoa; Chordata; Aves; Galliformes; Phasianidae
Gene: HACD1
Product: 3-hydroxyacyl-CoA dehydratase 1
Exons: 7
Coding region: 139-876 (245 amino acids)
Biological process (GO): very long-chain fatty acid biosynthetic process; fatty acid elongation; sphingolipid biosynthetic process
Cellular component (GO): endoplasmic reticulum membrane
Molecular function (GO): 3-hydroxyacyl-CoA dehydratase activity
Source: RefSeq, a predicted model, not a curated record